Messenger RNA from Electrophorus electricus (electric eel), 2611 nucleotides. RefSeq lists its product as uncharacterized. The record is from RefSeq and is a predicted model, not a curated record. Gene Ontology annotation, biological process: double-strand break repair involved in meiotic recombination. NCBI's taxonomy places the organism in Eukaryota, Metazoa, Chordata, Actinopteri, Gymnotiformes, Gymnotidae.
CUACUGUACUUUAAUGUGAGUGAAAUCAUUUUUAUGGUAAUAAACUUUUUUGUAGUGUUUUGUUAGUCUCCUGGAGAGGCAGCUGGGUCGACCCACAAUGAAAGCCACAGAGUUCAAGCCCCCUCAGCAGAGAGCUGUCAGAGUGACGAGGAAAAGCAACGAGGGUGCCACCUCUGGCGAAACAACAGAACUGCAUCCUACAACGUGCAAGCAUGCUGCAGAUACUAAAGUAAACUUUGACUUCCAAUUUGGUUCACUCUUAGAAAAGUCUGAUGAACCUCAGUUAGAAUUUGCCCCUUUACACUGUAAAGAAUCAGCCAAAGAAGAAGCUCUUGGUGCACAUGAGCAAGAAACUGACACAGGCCUGGUUGAAAUCCUGCCAGCUAUGAAACAACCCACUGAGGUUACCGUGGAAACCGUAGAACUUAGCAAUGACAUCAAAAGCAAGCCCCAAGACAGAUCAACUUUGGAAUGUGACACCACCAAACAAUCCAGGGGUGCAGGGUUGGAAGAGGAGUUUGAGACCAAGGCAUCUGGUCCUGAACCUCAAACACUGCAAAACCCUCCUUGCAGUGCACAUCUCUUGAAUGAUCCCCAAGACAACAUGUUUUGUGGAAAUGCUGAAAAGAACAACAUUGAAGAGCAGGUUCCAAAGUCAAGUGAUCACACUAAAGGUGUUGUAGGUGUGACAGUAGACACCCUAGAUGAAAAAAUCUGCUUUGAUGAUGAGACAAAGUCCCAGAUUACAGGUGAAACAACAUCUGUGGAGCCUCCAGUAACAAAAAGAUUCAGAAAGAGGAUGGGUAUGUGUGGUCUAGGAGACAGGAAGAGGAGGCUCCUGUUUGAAGGACAUUCCUGCUGGAAGGCAGGAGAGAGGGAGGAGGGUGUUGGAGCAGUAGAUGGAGAAAACAUAGAUGUACUGAAGAAUGACACUGUUGAAGAGAACAAUAUCUCUGCACUGAUGGAUGAAGAAGCAACUGCAGAACAAGUACUUUUAAAGCAAGACCCCAGCUUUUUGGAGGACAUAUUUGAGGGGGAGGGGAGAACACCAUUAACUGGACAGGACCUAUAUCAAGUCCAAGAUCAACCAUCGGUAUCUGCCAUGACUAAUGACCAUGAAAUUGAAACCUCUGCCAGUGACAAUGAACCUAAUCUCCCAAGGACUGGGACAAACAGUGGUGGUUGGGCUAUGGAGCUCAGUAAGAAACAUCAAGCUCUGUAUGAGGAAGAAAAACAUCUGUCUGAUUAUGAAGUGACUGAAGGUUCUGGUGAAGUUGUUAAGGAAAUGGAUGAGAGCCCAAACGAAUCAGCUAAGGAACUGAGCUAUGUCUCUGUUGGUGUUACCAAGGAAAUGUUGGAAGGUUCUGUUAAAGUCACUCAGGAGGGUCAAGAAGUUCUAAUUGGUUUGGAAGAGAGUAAAAUGGAGAUUGGACAGCAUUGUCCACCAGUUGAUGUUACCCAUAGCAUUUCCCCCUCCCUUAACCAGGCUACCACUGACAAGCCAGAUCUAAAUGGACCUCAGAUUAGCAUGCCCACCGAGGACGAAAUGGAACUAGAAUUUAUGGAACACAUAGUUACUCUGACUGUGUUUCCAGAGAUGAGUGAUGCAGGAGGUCGAUGUGAGCAUACGGAGUCACCCACAACAGCUAUACCAGAGAACACAGGGCACACAGGGGUAGAUACGAGCAGCCCUGAUGAACUCGGUGGGCCUGCAGCACCACCUGCUGACCAGGAGAAACACAUGCAUUGCCUUCUAGGCCAAGACACUUGUGACCCUUCGUUGAUCUCUGAUGUUGCCAAGCAACUGGUGUACAACCUCACCAUGACCUCUACUGAGCUACCUCAGGAGCUUGACUCUUCAGCUCCCUUAUUGAGUUGCUCUGUGGAUGACUCCCAGCUCAACAUUUUCGCAUUACACAUGGAGCAGAAGAACCAAACUAUGCCAGAAGGUUCUGAAUACCAGGAUGAUGCCACAGAGCUUGUCUGUGGUCUUAUCAAAGAACUCUCGUCUUUGAAUCGUACAGUGAUGGCUGCACACAAAGAGAUGGAACUAUUGCGCCGUAGCAACAGACCUCCGAAGCCUCCUGGCCGUCGCUGUUAUGGGCCUCGCCAUUCUGAGAUGUAGCCAUCACAUCAACAGUGUGUGACUCUGUCCUUGUGACAGAGGCUUGCUGGGCAAUGUAGUUUCCUUGGAAACUGCAGUAAAAUAAGUUAUUAAUAUAACAUUAAUAUUGAUAAUUUGCUGGCAGGAUUGUUAAUGGUGAUUUUCCUUUGGGAUUGUAUUCUCCUUAUAGUUAAGGACUAUAGAGCAUAUGUUCAGAUAGUUUAACAGAACCUUUUAGCUCAUGGUUCAGUACGAAGGUCGGGUUGAGACCUUGUUAGUACUGUUGAAGUUUAGAAUAGUUGCCUGUCCCCCUCAGUGAAUUUUCACUUCGUGUUCUUUUGGCCUGGGGCAGCUUUUAUUUUAUUGCAAAUAAAGCCUCUCGUACGUCACAAAGUUAAAUUUUAAAGUGUUACUUUUCAAUCUAUGACUUCUACAACUUAAAACAAGCCAAGGACUGAAAAAUGAAGCGUGUGUACAUUUGCUUUUGAUUUGUAAACAUUAAAAUGG